AUGAGUACUAAAAAAUUUGGAGAAAGUUCAAAAAGCGUGGCAGCUCGCACAACCAAAAAAUCUGACGAUCCUUCUAAGUGGAAACCAGGGCAGACGAUGCCGACGGCUGUCCCUUGGUUAUUCUUGGAUGAGUUAGGAGUCUGGGACAAAUCAGAUAAAGGAAAUAAACCCAAGUCCCCUCAAACACCAUCCCAAGCAUCGGUUCAAAAACCAAUCCCAAAGCUAACUUCAAAUAGCAAGUUUACUGAUACAACAUCUAAGCCAACCCCAAAGUCAACCCUUAACGCAACACCCAAGUCAAUGUCAAUUGCAAAAGCAGUGCCCAAGACAACUCACAAGGCAGUGCCCAAGCAAGUUGUCAGUAAUAAAAAAACUCCACCGCAAACCGUUACUGAAUCAAGACCGACCACCAAAACCUCUAAAACCGGCUCUCAACCGAUAUACGAACAAACUAUGCCCACGGCAGUUCCGUGGUUAUUCCUUGACGAAAUGGGAGUAUGGGAUGAUAAAAAUAAAUCACACAAUUCCAAAUCAGCAAACGAAAAUUCUACUUUCAGUGCCAAGCCCGCUAAAACAAAUUCCAGCCACCAAUCUGUUAAUACAAAUACAAGUUUUGGGACCAAAUCCAUUAAUACAAAUUUAAAUACCAAAUCUUUUAAUACAAAUUCUAGAACUAAGUCCAUUAAUUCAAAUUCCAGCACUAAAUCCGAGUCCAGCACCAAAUCUUUUAAUAAUACAAAUGCAACAAAAAACAACUCUACAAUUGUUCACAAGAAUUACUCAACUGUCUCAAAGAAUUCCGUCAAUGUUUCAUCAAAAGCAGUCACUCUGAAGCCGAAAGCUGUACCCGUACCAUCAGCGGCAAUUUCAAUGACAAUUCCAAUGCACUCAAUACAAUCAAAAUCAGAAUCCAAAGGGAUCAAUUCGAGAUACGCUCAACCUAGAUCAUCACUCACUUCUAAAGUAGCAUCAGUUCAGAAAACGGUAAAUUCAAUUAAUAAAGGAGCACCUAUCCCUAAAGCCGGAAUCACAAAAUCAAAUAUAACAAAAGUCGCAACAUCUAAUUAUACAUUAAAUAAGGCGACAUUACCAAAAUCCAACCAAACUAAAUCGGGUUCAUUAAAUUAUAAUAAUAAUGUAUCAAGACCUUCAGAAAAAGUUGGUAAAAAACGAGAGGUUUCACCCGAACCUUUUCGCCCUGCCAAACGCAGGAAUACGGAUCGUAAUAAUUUGGAAGGAUUAGAUCAAAGGCAAAUAUCAUCACUCAUUCAAUCAAUAUUUCCACGAUAUGAGGUUAUAAGAGAAGAAGCAGUCAGUAGUAAAUUGGCUAAAAAAGAAGAUGAUGAACAAGAACGUCUUGAUCAGCGAAGACGUCUUCUUAAAGCAAAAAAGAACAAAUAUACAUUACAAAACAAUAAUUCAUAUUGGAAAUUAGAAUUGAUUAAAAUAUUUCGACAAAAUCAAAAUGUAAAUGAUAAAGAAUUAUUAGUAAAAUCCAAUCAAGAUGCGUUUGAUUUAUUAAGUUUUUUAAAAAGCAAUCGAAGAUAUAAUGAAUUGAUGGCACAAAGCAACAAACUUUAUGGUCUUACUGAAAAACAGCGAAUCGAUAAAGCUGCAAAUCGGGUAGGAUUAAAAACUCCUUCCGAUCAAGAUAUUUUAUUACCUUUUGAAUCAAUUCCCUCAUAG
Diversispora eburnea is the source of this 1686-nucleotide messenger RNA. Lineage: Eukaryota; Fungi; Glomeromycota; Glomeromycetes; Diversisporales; Diversisporaceae. The record is from the annotation of a GenBank genome assembly.